AUGUUAUUUUUUCUACAGUCAGCUGCUCCCGGCUCUUCGGCCUCACUGGGUGCCGAGCAAUUGCUUUUAUCCAAUGCAGCAGAUCUCAUCGUGCUUUACCAACGUCGUGAAGCAGCUUGGCGGCUUCGGCACGACCUUGUUGAGGCGACGGCGCAUAGCUCAGCUCUAGCUCUCGCGGAUGCCAAUCGGUUGCUUUCAGCUCACAGACAUGCCAGUGUCGAAUCUGCUAGCGCUUUGUACAACCUUUCCACGCGCCAAUUGAGUGCACUAACUAAUCAAGUGACAAAUGAGCGAAGUCUAGCUAAUCUUCGGCUUCGUGAGGUUGAGUAA
Protopolystoma xenopodis is the source of this 330-nucleotide messenger RNA. Lineage: Eukaryota; Metazoa; Platyhelminthes; Monogenea; Polystomatidea; Polystomatidae. The record is from the annotation of a GenBank genome assembly.